AUGUUUGUGGCGUGCAUCAUAACAGUGGACCAUAAGGAUCUCAUCCAUGAUGUCUCUUUUGACUUCCGCGGGCGGCACAUGGAGACCUGUUCCAGCGAUCAGAGCGUCAAGGUCUGGGAUAAAAGUAAAAGUGGGGAAUGGCAUGGUACUGCUUGUUGGAAGACGCAUAGUGGAUCUGUGUGGCCUAUGACAUGGGCCCAUCCUGAGUUUGGACAGGUUUUGACUUCCUGUUCGUUUGACAAAACAGCUGCUGUAUGGGAAGAAAUAGUAGGAGAAUCAAAUGAUAAACUUCGAGGACAAAGUCAUUGGGUUAAGAGGACAACUCUAGUGGAUAGCAGAACAUCAGUUACUGAUGUGAAAUUUGGUCCCAGGCAUAUGGGUCUGAUGUUAGCCGCCUGUUCAGCAGAUGGGAUAGUACGAAUCUAUGAGGCACUGAAUGUCAUGAAUCUCAGCCAGUGGUCUCUGCAGCAUGAGAUCUCAUGUAAGCUAAGCUGCAGUUGUAUUUCUUGGAACCCUUCAAGCUCUCAUGCUCAUUCCUCUAUGAUAGCCUUAGGAAGUGAUGAUAGUAGUCCAAAUGCAUGUCAAGUUCAGAUCUUUGAAUAUAAUGAAAACACUCGGAAAUAUGCAAAAGCUGAGACCCUCAUGACAGUCACUGACCCUGUUCAUGACAUCGCAUUUGCUCCAAACUUGGGCAGAUCUUUCCAUAUUCUAGCCCUAGCAUCCAAAGAUGUGAAGAUUUUCACACUGAAGCCUGUAAGGAAAGAACUUACUUCCUCUGGUGGGCCAAAAAAAUUUGAAAUCCAUAUAGUGGUGCAGUUUGAUCAUCAUAAUUCUCAGAUGUGGCGAGUCAGUUGGAAUAUAACAGGAACAUCUUCAGGAGAUGAUGGUUGUGUGAGAUUGUGGAAAGCUAAGUAUAUGGACAAUUGGAAAUGUACUGGGGUGUGUGAGUGUAAUGGGAGCCCUGUCAAUGGGCAUUCUCAGCAGGAAAACUCAAAUCCUUCCCUAGGUUCAAAUACCCCAAAUCGUCAAAAUUCAUUAAAUGGAUCUUCUGCUGGCAGAAAGCACAGCUGAGUACAAGCUAACUGGAGUAACUUUGCUGUUUUGCUGCUUGUCGCAUGAACACAGGAAUGGAAAGUGAGCUCCUUUUCCCCUUCCCAGCACCAGUUGACCUCUCCCAAGAUACACCAGCAGCCUGCUUACUACUAAAUACAGUCCAAAAGGCCUUU
This is a messenger RNA of Suncus etruscus (white-toothed pygmy shrew), 1226 nucleotides long. RefSeq names its product SEH1 like nucleoporin (gene SEH1L). Gene Ontology annotation, biological process: cellular response to amino acid starvation; positive regulation of TORC1 signaling. Gene Ontology annotation, cellular component: nuclear pore outer ring; Seh1-associated complex. The record is from RefSeq and is a predicted model, not a curated record. NCBI's taxonomy places the organism in Eukaryota, Metazoa, Chordata, Mammalia, Eulipotyphla, Soricidae. Gene Ontology annotation, molecular function: structural molecule activity; protein binding.